AUGACGACCCCAACAUACAAGGGCAAGAACAAGAUUCCUCCCUCUACGGGACCCAUCUUGACCCGACUCCACAUCAGUGGCUUGGCGCCGUCCGUGCAGGCCAAGGACAUUGUCGAUCGAUUCGCUACGUUCGGGCAGGUCGAGGGCGGCGUCGAGGGUGUAGAUGGGUUGAAGGUCGAUGCUAACGGUAGGCUGGAGUGUGGAGAUUAGUUUCGAUGACUUGAUUUGAGUGGAGCUGAUGAUGGGUUUGGGUGUCGAACAGGUGAUCGCAAGGGUUACGCUUUCGUCAACUUGCACACGACGACCCAUCAGCUCAACAAGUGUACGCACAUACGGCUUGUCAUGCGUGUUGAGUCUUGGUCUGACCUCUCAUCAUCUCCUCCGCAGGCAUCUCAUUGCUUUCGGGCUCAGUUUGGAAAGGUCACAAGCUGCGCAUCGCACCCGCCAAAGCCGACUACACAAAGAGGUAACUCCACCACCCUCGCCCAUCUCGACUCAGAUUCCAAUCUUACUAACACUCUCCUCUUUUCCCUCUAAUCAGACUCGAAUCCGAACGAGCCAUCGCAGCCGACGUUGCAGCAGGCCUAAUCCCGGACCCUUACCUCAAGAAGAAGAAGAAGCGUCGCAACCCCGACCCCAACGUCGGAUUUGAAGCGACCCACUUCGAAUUGGUCAGCCCUGAGAAUAUUGAUCAGCAUAGGGUAGGCAACGGCUCAUAUCAUAAAGAGGUGGAUCUAACGGCGAUGCUGACUCCAACCAUAUGUUGUCCGUACCAGGGCUGGACCCUCGACACGACCAUUCCCUCCGCGCCCAUCGCCCUCUUUCCCCUCAUCGUUCGUCCCUCGCACCCGAUCUUCCCCCCUGCGAAACCCGCCCCGACCUCCUGGACGCGCGAAACGCCCAAAGCGCGCCAAGCGCGCCAAGCACGUGAAUCGCGCAUCAAAGCUGCGCUCGAAAGGCCCGUGUUGAGAUCCAAGAGGAUGAGGAUCGAUCCUCGGAAAUGGGGGAGACGAAGGGUCGUCUUCGAUCGCGAUCAGGAAGAAGGGGAAGGGGUUGGGGUUGGGGUUGGGAAGGCGGUUAUGAGGGGUUAUUGGGAGUGUGAGGAGGUGGAAGGGAGGAGCAUGGGAGAGGAGGUGGCGUGGGUCUAUAAGGCGCCUGAUGGGACGGUGAGAAGGAGGGAAGUGAUUAGUUUGGGCGCGGCGAGGUUUGGGGAGAGGACAGAUCGGUUCACGGCGCUUUUGGAGGGGUUGAAUAGGCCUGAAGGUGGGGCGAAGGUUGAGACUGUUCAUGAGGAGGACAAGGAGGUCCAAGAGGAUGAUGACUCGAACCCAGAGCCAAACGAUGAGGAUGACCUCGCCGGAUCGCCCGAAAGGCCGACGAAGAGGCUCAAAUCGCUCUCUCCACCACCUUACGUCCCCGUCGCACCUCGAUCCUUGCUCUACAACGAGGAAGAUGCCUUCGCGCUACUGUCGACUACGAGGGAAGAGGCCGAGUUAACAGAGGCAAGGAGGCUGGAGAAGGAGGCGCAGUUGAAGGUCUUGAUGAGGUUGGUCGAGGUCGAGCAGGAGAUGGAUAGCAAGCACGAGGAUAGGGAGAAGGCGGAGGUCCAGGGGAUAGAAGGGAGGAAGCUGCCGAAGGUCGAGGGCUUCGCGAAUGAUGAUGAUGAUGAUUGGGGUGAGGUGCUGCGUUUGAGAGGCGGGGCAAAGACUUCGUCGGAUGAAGAGGAAGACUCGAGCGACGACGACACGAGCGAUGAUGAGGACGAGGAUGAGAGCAGUGGCGAGGAAGAAGAAGAUGUGGCUGCUCCUGUGGCUUCGACGUCAACUAAGCCGGCGGCAGAGGAGACGAGCACCUUGAAGCGUGGGAUGCUCAAGGAAAUGUUCAAGCCCAAAGCAGCUGAAGGUACGUUGAGUUACAACUAAUCGAUCCCCAUCCCGCGGGUACUGAUCACCUUUGGCGGAAUCGCACAGCCUCCUUCUCCAUGCUCGACGGCCUCGAUCUCGAGCUCGAAGAAUUGGAACGCACACCAUCCCCACCGCCCCAGUCGCACUUCAACGCCGGAAUGUCCAUAUCUUCAGCCCCUUACCAACACCGCAACACCUUCAUCGCCCCUCCAGCCUUGGGGCGAUCCAGCCGCGCAUGGGUAGGAACGGCCCCUACGACCCCUUUCUUCCCCUUCCCCAGCGGGGCUUUCGAAGUUCGUGGGACGGGGGAGAUCAAUGAGGAUGAGGUCAAGAAGAUGGGUAUGACGAUGGAAAAGGCCGAGGAGUUGAAGAGGGAGAGUGAGCGAAAUUUGGCGGAGGGGGUGAACAAGUUUUGGGCUUAUGAAUCGCCGUAAGAGUCCCCCAUGGCCUUGUCUCGUCAUUGUGGGGACGAGAAACUGAGUCAUCGGCCCUUUUCGUGACACAGUGAGGAGUUUGAGAAGCUCCAUCAAGAGUUGAGGGACAAGUUGCGCGGGCAUGCGCGCAAGAGGCAUCGCGAGGCGGUCAAGAAGCAGAGCAAGUCGGGUAAGAAAGGGGCGACGACGAUUUUGUAG
Molecule: messenger RNA, 2536 nt
Organism: Microbotryum saponariae
Lineage: Eukaryota; Fungi; Basidiomycota; Microbotryomycetes; Microbotryales; Microbotryaceae
Source: the annotation of a GenBank genome assembly